This is a messenger RNA of Labrus mixtus (cuckoo wrasse), 3230 nucleotides long. It is a transcript of the gene cers2b, whose product is annotated as ceramide synthase 2b. The transcript has 11 exons. The record is from RefSeq and is a predicted model, not a curated record. Gene Ontology annotation, cellular component: membrane. Bases 297 to 1451 code for a protein of 384 amino acids. Gene Ontology annotation, biological process: ceramide biosynthetic process. Gene Ontology annotation, molecular function: DNA binding; sphingosine N-acyltransferase activity. NCBI's taxonomy places the organism in Eukaryota, Metazoa, Chordata, Actinopteri, Labriformes, Labridae.
CUGUAGCCACUUUUUUUUUUUUUUUUUUUUUUUUACACUCCACAAAUGUUGAACUUGGGAAGAAAAACCAACUUUGUGCUCCAUGGAAACAUGUAAAAAUCCACCCGGACACUAAAGUUGGACACUUACUGCGCCCUCCUGAUCACAGCGGGCUGGGCACACUCAACAGGACCGUUAGUAUUGUUCCCCCCUCCUAUGCUAGCUGGCUAAGAGGGACCAGGACGCCUUUGUAGAGAACAUUUGUUUGUGUUUGCAGGCCAUACUCUACGCAACACAACGGAGGAAAAACACCAAAGAUGAUAUUGGGGCUGAGCGAUUGGUUCUGGCAGGAGCGGCUGUGGUUUCCAAAAGGCCUGGGCUGGGCUGACCUGGAGGAUCGGGAUGGACGAGUAUACGCUAAAGCCGGUGACUUGUGGGUGGCGCUGCCCAUCGCACUUGCAUUCCUUAUCAUCCGACAGAUCUUUGAAAGGACAGUGGCUACACCUCUAGCUUCCCUGCUCGGGAUCAAAGACACAGUGCGGCUCAAAGCCCCUCACAACCCCACACUGGAGUCCUACUUCUGUAACAUUACCAAAAACCCCACACAGACUUCUGUUGCAAGUCUUUGCAAAAAGACGGGCUUGUCAGAAAGACAAGUGCAGCGAUGGUUCAGAAGACGAAGGAACCAGGACAGACCGAGUUUGCUCAAAAAGUUUCGAGAAGCCAGUUGGAGAUUUACCUUUUACCUUCUUGCUUUCAUUGCUGGCCUGGCCGCCCUCAUUGAUAAACCUUGGCUGUAUGACCUGCAGGAGAUGUGGCAGGGCUUUCCUGUGCUGACUCUCCUGCCAUCUCAGUAUUGGUACUACAUGAUUGAGCUGGGUUUCUACAGCUCUCUGCUCUUCAGUGUGGCUUCUGAUGUCAAACGAAAAGACUUUAAGGAGCAGAUCGUUCAUCAUGUUGCGACCAUCCUCCUUAUCAGCUUUUCCUGGUGCGUUAAUUACAUCCGUGCUGGGACUCUCAUCAUGCUGUUGCACGACUCCGCUGAUUACUUUCUUGAGUCUGCAAAGAUGUUCAACUAUGCUGGAUGGCGAAAUGCCUGUAAUUACAUCUUCAUCGUAUUUGCUGCAAUCUUCAUUAUCACUCGUCUGGUCAUCUUUCCCUUCAGGAUUAUUUACUGUACGUGGGUGUACCCUGUGACCAUCUAUGAACCCUUCUUUGGCUACUACUUUUUCAACGGCCUUUUAAUGGUUCUGCAGUGUCUGCAUAUCUUCUGGGCCAUCCUCAUCAUACGCAUGGCAGUCCGCUUCCUCACCAACAAUGAAAAAGUGGACGAUGAAAGGAGUGACAAAGAUGAAACGGAUGAAUCGGGAGAGGAGGAAGACGAGGAGGGGGUUAAAAAGGACACAAAGAAAAAUGGACCAGUGCAGAAUGGUCACACAGUCCACAACAACAAUCACAGCAAGACAGAGUGAAAGCAAAACAACGUCAGGACGCAGGAUUGUGAUAAAGGACUCAUUUCCCUCUGUAGGGGAGCAGGAGGGAGGGAAAAAGAGAUGGAGAAAGAAGAAGACAGUGUGUGGGUUGGGGGGGGGGGCAUGUCAUUCCCUAAAACACAGACCAGCAGGUAUGUUGAUAAAAUGUGACACUGUUACUUCUGCACAACACAAAAACACUCUCACAAACGUACUUUUAGAGGGCACACAGAUCCAGCAGAAAAUGAUAGACACUACAUUCAGUGGCACGACUGUUCUGCUUAAUCAUGUGUCACUGUCAGUGUGGGAAGUCAGUUCCAAAUUUUCAAAGAGACAGGAGGAAAUGGAGGGAGAACUAUGAUGGGAAGGAGGGAGAGAGGCAGGGCGGGAGGGGGGAAAGGGAGUGGGGGGGGGGGGGGGGGGGGGGUGAUGCUGCUUCUUCUUCUACAGCUUUCCUUGUUCAGUGUGCCUUAGAGCCAGCUAUUGGCUGAUAAAAUGCCAUUUCGAAGCAGUCUGCUUUGAUCUUGUGUUGCUUUAUGUUCCCUGUUUUGUUUUAUACUGAAAGAACAAAAUAAGAUGAAAGUUGGUUUUGCAUUGUGAAAGUGGGCAUUCAUUUCCCUUAUUUUUUUGUCUAUGCAAUUACGUAAAUGUUAAGCUAUUGCACCGUCUUUGCACAAACAGUUUCUCUUACAAGAGUGUGCAGUAGGACUGCGUGCUUUUGCUCUCCAAUGGCGCUUGUGCCAUUUAUUUUUCUGCCUUGUGAGGUCAAAUGAGCAACUUUGGUGUCACUUUUGUAGAUAUACUGAAAGCAAAAUCUUACUUUUGAUUUCUGUUCUUUUCUUCAUCCAAUAUCGCUUAGUACCUACUCUUCCUGCUUCCAAAAGAGACAUCUCUCUUAAGUGUUCAAUCAUCUUGCUUUCAGGAAUCUGAAAUGUUACCCUGCAAUAUAAAUCUCAGCUUCCCUCUAGUUUUCGACGGAGCUGAAUGUUUUCUUCCUCUGGUUUGUUUGAAGCUUUUUGAUCCAGCUGAGUCACACUGUUGAUGCCUCCCCCCGUGGAAACUGAUGACUCUCAAUAAAAAUCAUAGCGAAGGUGGGCUUCUUUGGGGGAACACAGUAGUUUCACUAAGGUGAAUGGAAUGUGACGGAUGAACCAUUUCCAGAUUUUACAAACAUGAACCAGAUAUAUCCAAUUCACUGCCUUGUAUCCUGGGUAAUGUUUUUUUUUUAACCUAGAAUAUAACUUUUGAUCUAAGUGAAUGAUUUUAAGAAUGAUUCUGUGUAUGAAACGGGUUUACAGGUAUUCUAUUUGAAGAGGAAUAAGAUAAUGAAAUGCCUUUUUAGCAGUCAGUGUUUGAGCUCUGAGAUUCCGGAGGAGUUCAUUAAAUGAGUGUUGCUUUUUUGUCUUCAUGCUUUAUGUUUUUUUGUAUGUCAAGUGCCUUAUCUGUAAUGUAUGGGAAGCUCCCUCUCGCUCCUGUCUUUAUGUCCUCUCUUUUUCUGUCCUGUCUCCACCUCACAUCAGAGACUAGUAUCACCUCCCUCCUUUGUACAAUCCAUCACUCACCUCUCUCCUUUACCAAUCACCUUCCUCUCAAACUCCUCAUUCCACCACCAUAUUGUUUUUUACUAACCCAGACCAACCAGCAUCCUCAUCCUCCCCAGCGAUACAGAAGAACCAGCUGUGUCCUAAUUACAGUGUUAUAUUACUUUUUUGUAUUUUUUGUUUAAUAACUAAGUAUUGUUAUUAUUAAUAAAUGCAAAGAUCAUGAAUCACAAUGAAA